Messenger RNA from Knipowitschia caucasica, 354 nucleotides. NCBI's taxonomy places the organism in Eukaryota, Metazoa, Chordata, Actinopteri, Gobiiformes, Gobiidae. The record is from the annotation of a GenBank genome assembly.
AUGGGCCAAGGCCGGCACUGUGGCAUUCUCAUCAUAUCUGCAGCCACUCUGAAUGCCUCUGGCUUUUACCGCUGCUUUCUCAGCGCCAGUGAAGUAUUCACUCAUGGCACUUACCUGCAGGUCUACAAGCCUCUUGAGAAGACCAUACAACUGAGUGAAAGUGUCAAGAAUGGCAUCCUAACUGCAGAAGGAGUCCUGCUACUGUUAUGUGUGCUGCUGCCUUCAGUCACCCUGCUUUUCAAGGGUCUCGACCUGGAUCACUGUGCUGCAUAUGAUCAAAUUGUACACCAGCAAGAACGGGGCCCUUAUGAAGACGUGGGCAACAAUGAGGACAUCCAGCUUGAGCAACCAUAG